Molecule: messenger RNA, 1651 nt
Organism: Anneissia japonica
Lineage: Eukaryota; Metazoa; Echinodermata; Crinoidea; Comatulida; Comatulidae
Exons: 2
Coding region: 359-961 (200 amino acids)
Source: RefSeq, a predicted model, not a curated record
AUGGGCAAAUAUUAUUUUCACGUCAUUUAAAACGCUUACUAAGGCAGAUGGGUUUGUUUAGAAGGAGACAUUACAGCGACAUUGCAGACGUUGUGGAAUUUGUGCAUACCCAAAUACAGACCUCAGGGGCAUUGCAUGUGUCGGUCACAACUUGCGAUGCAAGAAAGAAGAAAUAAGGUUAAUCUUCGGUGUUUUAGACCCGGUAGGUACAGAGCAACGAAGAAAAAGAAGGCUGAUGAGGUGAGUGUACUCAUCAAAGGGCUCAAAUUGUCUAUGGCAUUUGGAUAGUUAUGACAAACUGAAGAGAUACGGGAUAUGGAAUGCAUUGUGCAUUUGAUGGAUUUUCUUGCAAAAUUAUAUGGAUGAAUGCGUACCACCCUUCUUCCGAUCCAAGGCUGAUUGGAGAAUAUUUCAUAGAAGCAGUAAAAUCUUUAGGUGGCUGUCCACGAAUCACACGGAGCGAUAUGGCACUAAAAAUACACAUGUACCGUACGUGAUAUACAGAUUUUUUAGAAAGGUUGAUAAUGACCCAAUGGCAGGGGAUUUAAGUCACUUGUCCGGAGCAAGCACUGCUAAUCAGCGGAUUGAAUACUUGUUGUCGUUUUUGAGGAGGCACUGUACAGAAUAUUGGAUUUUCUUUUUCCGGGAUAUGCUUGAUGAAGGAUACUUCCUUGGUGGUUUCCUGGAUGUCAACCUGAUACAUUUCUGCUAUAUGCAUCUUAUUCAGGACGGUCUAGAUGACAUGGUCAGCACAUUGAAUCAUCACCUGAUACGAUCAUCAAGAAAUAGUCGUUCAUCCUUUGGCCGUCCAAAUAUUAUAUAUUACAUGCCUGAAAUGUAUGGCACAUUGGACUAUAUAUGCCAAGUUUCUAAUGAACAAGUUGGAUUGUGUCAGCAAGAGUGUACAUUCAGAAAAGCUAACCCCUGUGACAAAGACGUGUAUACAUGUGCUGUGUAUUGAUGAAUGAAUGUGAUGUGAUCCAGCAUCUGCUAAAACAUUGUAUAUUGAACUAAGACAACAAAUAAGCCAUGCAAUGAACAUUUAACUUUUAAUAAAAUUGUUAUUCUUCUAGCAUUAAAACAAAGAAACAUAAAGGAAAAUCUCCCAACACUUGAAAUACUUGAAGCCAAGACCAGAGAAAUAAACUCACGACGCAAUUCGUCAAUCUUUGUUUUUGAACAAACUUAAUAUUUUUUUUAAAGUUUUAUCUUACAAAUAAUAAAUCAAUGACCAAAUAUUUUAGAGCAGUAAAAAAAAUCUCGUUAACCAUUACAUAAUAUUAUGGAAACAGAACCUGCAUAAUUCUUUGAAAGCGCAACUUUCGUGUGCUUAUAAAACCUCGUUUAAUAUUUAGCCAGGAAGGGUAUAGUUACGUUUUGUUGUGUUAAAAAAAAAACUCCAUAUUCUAUGGUGUAUGAACCAAUGUUUAUUUUAUUUUUUUAUUUUUUUUAUUUAUUUAUUUUAUUUUUUUGGUAUUAUUCUGAAAUGAUCAAAUACAUUGAAUUGAAGUGUACCUUUCAAAAAUUUAUUCCUAACUAGAUGGUGAUGAUCGAUCAGAAUAUCUAAAAAAGAAACAAAAGUGUAAACAGUUUAAUAAAGAAUUAACAAAGAAUUUUGAACGUUUAAAAUACUGAUUUGAGUCUCGGCAAA